Molecule: messenger RNA, 2107 nt
Organism: Solanum pennellii
Lineage: Eukaryota; Viridiplantae; Streptophyta; Magnoliopsida; Solanales; Solanaceae
Exons: 10
Coding region: 32-1996 (654 amino acids)
Biological process (GO): UDP-N-acetylglucosamine biosynthetic process; rRNA processing
Cellular component (GO): ribosome
Molecular function (GO): UDP-N-acetylglucosamine diphosphorylase activity; ribosome binding
Source: RefSeq, a predicted model, not a curated record
UUUCUUUCUUUCUGGGGUGUUAUCAGAAAACAUGCAAGGCUCCUCUGCUCUUUCCUGUUCUUCAAAUUCUAUCUCUGCUCCAGUUGGUCUUUGCUGUUCUCAAAGAUUAACACUUCCUUUUCGAAAUCAAAGAAUUGGGUUUCUGGAAAAUCCAUCAAGCUUGAAGAUAUUCCAUUUUCACCGGAACACUACCCUCCCUUUGCUGAACUGCACUGCUACCGAAGAGAUCGUGGAGGCUAGUGAGACAGAAGGAUUAUUUGUUGAAACUGGGUACAUAUAUAGUGUUCAUGGGCUUCAAGGAGAGGUUCGAGUAAAAGCGACGACUGAUUUCCCUGAAUUGCGAUUUUCCCAGCCAGGAAGGCGAUGGUUGAGGCAGCAAGUUACAGGGAGAGAUAUAAUUCAAGAAAUCGAACUAGUGGAGGGAAGAGGUCAUCCAGGACAGAAGAGUUGGAUACUUAAAUUCCACGAGAUUAACACAAUAGAGCAGGCCCAAAAACUUGUGGGGUCGGCCUUACUGGUGAAGGAUGAAGAUAGACCAAUCCUGGAGGAAGGUGAAUUUUACACCCCUGACCUUGUUGGGAUGAAAGUAUUUCUAAAGGAAACUAGAGAACUGGUCGGAACUGUUAUUAAUGUUUUCAACAGUGGAGCUAGUGAUCUCCUACAUGUUGAGCUUCUACCGGAUCAAAAUGCAAGACCACAGUUGGAAGGAGGUGCAUCUGGUCCUCUUGUAUGGGUCCCUUUCGUUGAAGCAAUUGUUCCAAAUAUUGAUUUGAGUAAAAGGGAAAUGCUGAUUACACCUCCAAAGGGUCUUUUAGAAUUGAACAUCCGUGCAGAUGAGAGGUCCAAGAAAGAAAGGCGACAGAUUGAAUGGAAAGAGAGAAAAAAGUCUCAGAAACGCCUCAUAGCAGCCAAGAAAAUAUUGCAUGAAAUGGAACAAGAUCAUAUAUUUCAUGGUUUCAGAUAUGGAGAGAAAACCCAAAGGAGCUUCCUUGCAAAUCAGAUAGUUGAUGUAAAUUCCAUCUUGCUUCAGCAUGCCUUGCAGAAUAAAAAGAUUCCAUAUAAGAGAUGGAGCUUUCCAGACUUUGUUAAUGCUUUACAAGUAAACAAUACAUUAAAACUAUCCAAAGAAUUCUUCUCUAAAGAAAAUGUUGAACACUCAAGCAUUGUUUCUAAAGUUCAAGAGCAGGGUCAUUGCCUCGUAUCUUCUGGCAAGGUUGCGAUUGUUUUAUCUUUGACAGAAAGCAAGCUUCUUGGAACGUCUUCUAUUCCUGAACCUGCUGGGCCUCAUGAGGAGAUUGCUUAUCUUCACGUCAAGGCAUUGCUAAAUGACAGCCACAGAUUGCUCAAGAUGGAGGACCGGUCCUCUGUACCUCUUAUAGUUGUGUGUCCUGCUGAAUCUAUUGAAUAUAUCAAACAAUUGUUCAUGGAUCAUGACUACUUCUCUUUCGACUCUGAGAAGGUUUGGUUCUUCGAAGAAGAGAAGCUCCCUGUUGUCAGUGCUUCACAGGAAGAAGAAAACAAACUAAAAAUUUUAAUGAAAUCACCAUGGGAGAUACUCCAAAGACCAGCUGGAUCUACAGGAAUUGUUACUGUGCUUUCAUCACAGAACCUACUAGAGCAUUUACAUGUGAUGGGCGUGGAGUACAUUCAGGUAUGUUCUGGCAAUCAAGAAUUCAUAAAUGGGGAGAUGCUACUUGGUUUUACCAAGUCUCGUGAAGCCAAUGCGGGGAUCCAAGUCUUCAGGGAUGUUGGCUACUUGGAAGAACACUUCAACAUAGUAUUUUCCAUUGAUUUUGCAAGGAAAUUGACUAAGAAGAUAGACAAACUUGUAUUUGAAGCCAUUUUAAAGCCAAAUCAGUAUGUGCAGAUGGUAGAAAAAGUAUGGGUUGAUGUCAUCCCCUCCUCACCCAACUCGUAUGAGUUUCAUUCAUCGAUAUAUAGCUGCUUGAACGCUUGUCCUCCUAGUAAGGUUUGUCUGGUAGACAUUACUGCAUGAUAUUGAUAUCUGCAUACAUGUAUAUGACUCCAACUUAGCCUCAAAAGCAUAGAAGAUGUUAUAAUAACACCAGUAUCUUUGUUCUUAAUAUCACACCCUUCUUUUCUUUUU